Molecule: messenger RNA, 1313 nt
Organism: Jatropha curcas
Lineage: Eukaryota; Viridiplantae; Streptophyta; Magnoliopsida; Malpighiales; Euphorbiaceae
Product: Chaperone DnaJ-domain superfamily protein
Biological process (GO): protein folding
Cellular component (GO): endoplasmic reticulum membrane
Source: RefSeq, a predicted model, not a curated record
UCUUGUAAUUUCGCUGAAUACGUCAUUCUCUGCUUCUCUUUGCAACAGGAAAGCCCAAUUAUCACAACUAACAUAACAUCCGCUCGGAGAGGCACAAAGGCAAUGGCGCCACCAUCGUCCAUUAGGUGGUGUGCAAUUGUAUCGGCUCUCGUUCUGUCUGUCUUCGUCUUUCCAUCAACUGCCAUUUACUGCGACGAGGACGACUGCUAUGAUCUGCUAGGGGUUUCUCAAAACGCUAAUGCUUCAGAGAUCAAAAAAGCCUACUACAAACUCUCGUUGAAGCAUCACCCGGACAAAAACCCCGAUCCGGAGUCGAAAAAGCUUUUUGUGAAAAUCGCAAAUGCUUAUGAGAUUCUGAAAGAUGAAGCUACACGGGAGCAGUAUGAUUAUGCCAUUGCACAUCCAGAGGAGGUAUUUUACAACACUGCUCAGUACUAUCGUGCAUAUUAUGGUCAUAAGACGGAUCCUCGCUAUGUCCUGGUUGGUCUUCUUCUGGUUCUGUCAGGAUUUCAGUACCUGAAUCAGUGGACGAGGUAUAACCAGGCUGUAGCAAUGGUCAAGAAGACUCCUGCUUACAAAAAUAGGUUACGGGCACUGGAACUUGAACGCAGUGGAGGAACUGCUUCUAAGAAGAAGGGUAACAAGCAGAUGGACAAGAAAGUGGAGGAAGAUCUCAGCAAAGAACUUGAACUGGACAUUAAAGGAGCUCAAAAACCUGUCAUCUGGGAACUUAUCGUCAUUCGGUUUUUACUUCUACCUUACUUUAUAAGCAAGUUAUUAUUGUGGAAUGGUCGCUGGUUGUGGAGAUACAAAGUGAAACAAGCUCCAGUUUCUUGGGAAGAUGCUUCUUACCUAACACAGAGGUCCCUGAGAGUGCCUGUUGACGCAUGGAGAACACUUGAUGAAGCAAUGAAGGAGGAACUUGUUCAUAGGCGAUUGUGGGAAAAGUCCAACUUAGAGAGGUACCUUGCGGAAAUGCGCAAAGAAUCCAAGCGUAGAAGAUAGCACAUUUAGUUACCUUGCUGUCUCAAAUGUUUUUCAAAUAUUGACACGACAAAAUUUUGGGUAGAAGUUAACCAAUGUACUAGAGCUCACGCAUAUUAUACUGAAUGUACGUGAUUUCUUGAGUUAAUCUAUAUCCAGGGGGAGAGUACCAAAUUAUGUAUCUGUAAACAUACAGAUGGAUUCUCGAAGACAAGCUAAUACGAUCUUGUAUCGUUAGCAUUAAUUCAUUAUGUUUUGAGGUUUUGUCCGGUAAAAGUCCCUGCAAGCUAUUGUAAAAAUAAAAUGCUUGGAGAAAUUUAUUAAUUUUA